AUGGAUAAAAGUUGGAUGCAUGCUUCUCGGAUUAGUAGGAAAUAUGAUGAUGGAGUUAAAGAAUUUUUGGACUUUGCAAAACGUCGUCUUCCGAAUAAUAAUGGGAGUUAUACAAAAUGGAUAUGGCAUGGUGAAGGGGGGGAAAGAACUAGUACAUCUAACACUUAUGUUGACAACGAAGCAAAUGAAGAUGAUGAGUCUGAAGAUCGGUUGAAUGAAAUGUUUCGCGAUGUUGGAGAAGAGUUCACCGAUCGAUCAAAUGAGUUAGAUGAAUUAUUAACUGGAAAUGGAUGGAGCGACAAGAGUUUUACAGCUUUACUUGGGUUAUUAAAAGAUAUGCUUCCAGAAGAUAAUGAACUUCCAAAGAAUACAUAUGAUGCCAAGAAAAUUCUGUGUCCCAUGGGUAUAGAGUAUGAAAAGAUACAUGCUUGUCCUAACGAUUGCAUAUUGUUUAGGAAUGAUUACAAAGAAUUGCAUGUAUGUCCAAUCUGUGGGGCAUCUCGAUACAAACCAAGAGAGCAUGUUGUUGGUAAGACAAGUUUAAAAGGGCCACCAGCUAAAGUUUUGUGGUAUCUCCCAAUUCUUCCAAGAUUUAAGCAUAUGUUUUCAAAUCCAAGUGACGCGAAAAACUUAACAUGGCAUGUAGAUAAAAGAAUAUCUGAUGGAAAGCUUCGGCGCCUUGCUGAUUCUCCUCAAUGGAAAACCUUUGAUAAUGCUUUUCCUGAAUUUGGCUAUGAGUCUAGAAAUCUUAGACUUGGACUUUGUACUGAUGACUUGAAAAAAUUGUGGGAUGAAGGUGUGCUAGUGUUUGAUGCAUACCGGAAAGAGAAUUUUAAGUUGCAAGCUAUGCUUUUCUGCACAAUCAAUGACUUUCCAGCUUAUGGAAACCUGUCUGGGUAUAGUGUCAAAGAACAUAAGGCAUGCCCUAUUUGUGAAGAGAACACAUGCUAUUAUCAACUUGUUCAUGGUAGAAAGACAGUUUACAUGGGUCACCGGAGGUUUCUUGAUAGAUUUCACCCUUAUAGGAGAUUAAAAAAGGCUUUCAAUGGGCAACAAGACUAUACAAAUGCUCCACAACCACUGAUUGGGAUUGAAGUUUAUGAACGUGUCCAAGGUAUAAAUGUUACUUUUGGUAAGACUCAAAAGCUAAUAUCUCAAAGAGACAUAAAGGGUAAGACUAAAGAUGGACUCAAUGCUAGAUUAGACUUGAUUGAAAUGAACAUACGAGUCAUUGUUACUUAUAUUGAACAGUUAAAAAGAAUGUCCAAAUUGACGAUUGAAUCCGCUGUGCAAAAAUCUUCUUCUGUUGAUAAGAUUAUAGUUGAUCCGACUUCUUUGAGUCCUUUAUGUCAAAAGGCAUAUAAAGUUGCUCAAAAACUAGAACAAAAUCUUGUGGUGCACAUGUCUCGUGGUAUUGUGGGCGACAUUGAAUAUGAUGUAUAUCUUGAGAAGUUGGAGAUCAUGCGGUUUUUGAAUAUGGAGACGAUGGAUAUUUCUUGUCUGCAGUUCUUUAUAAGGUAUAAGUUCUUUGCUAUUAUUUGUUUAUAG
Molecule: messenger RNA, 1548 nt
Organism: Ipomoea triloba (trilobed morning glory)
Lineage: Eukaryota; Viridiplantae; Streptophyta; Magnoliopsida; Solanales; Convolvulaceae
Exons: 6
Coding region: 1-1548 (515 amino acids)
Source: RefSeq, a predicted model, not a curated record